AUGUACGAGCAACUGCCGGUGCCGUUUGGGCUGGUGCGAUAUGGUGUUGCGCCAGACCAUCCAGAGGUAAAGAACUGUCAAGAGAAAUUCACCGAAGUAGCCAGUUCUCCGCGUUUCAAUUUCAUCGGAAAUGUCGAGCUCGGCGCGGCUCUUCCACUCAAAGCACUUAAGCCGCACUACGAUGCAAUUCUCUUCUCAUACGGGGCUUCGAAGGAUAAAGAGCUAGGAAUUCGAGGUGAAAAAGAUAUCCGUGGUAUAUAUUCCGCCAGAGCCUUCGUUGGCUGGUACAAUGGACUCCCGGAAUACAGGGAUCUCAAACCAGACCUGGCGAGCGGCGAAGAAGCAGUCGUUAUUGGGCAGGGAAAUGUAGCCAUGGAUGUUGCGAGGGCUCUGCUGACGGACAUUGACGUUUUGAAGAAGACAGAUAUGACAGAGUACGCCUUGGAGGAGCUGUCAAGGAGCAAGAUCAAACGAGUUCGGGUAGUUGGCCGAAGAGGUCCAAUGCAGGGUGCUUUUACAAUCAAGGAGCUCCGGGAGCUGAUACAGUUACCCUCCGUGUCCUUUGAUCCCAUCCCCGAAUCUCUCUUUCCACCAGAAUCGACUAUCAAAAGCCUGCCUCGAGCCCAGAAACGCAUCACCCAACUACUCGUCAAGGGCACAGCCACAGAUCCUUCUACCGCAAAGAGAUCUUGGUCUCUUGAUUUCUUACUCUCUCCGCACUCGUUUCACGCCGCAAACGAUCAAUCUAAGGACCUCUCACACAUAAAAUUCACCCGUAAUCAAUUAGACCCCUCCGAUCCCUUCUCCCCAUCGGCGCGAGCAACUCCUCUCCUUGGUGAUGACGGUAAAGCGAUACAACUCGACAUCCCCGCCAGCACCUGUUUCCGCAGCAUAGGUUAUCAAUCCCUCCCCCUGCCCGGCUUUGAAGACCUCCAGAUCCUCUUCGACCAUUCACGCGGGACGAUUCCCAAUGACGGCCAAGGUAGGAUCAUUAAUUCCAACUCAUCCAGCGAUGACAGAGGCAGUGCACACUCAUCUUCUCCAAACGAUUUCCCUACCCAUCUCCCUGGCCUCUAUUGCGCUGGAUGGGUGAAGCGCGGGCCCACCGGUGUCAUCGCAUCUACAAUGACAGAUGCGUUCGCCACAGCCGAUGCCAUCGCCGCCGAUUGGACGCACCACGUUGCAGCCUCCAGCAGUGCACCUGCAUUCUUAAACUCGAAUGAGGGGGGCAGCACGGGCCUUGGAUGGGAGGGCGUGCGUGGCGAGGCGGAGAAGAUGGGUCUCCGGCCGACAAGCUGGGAAGAUUGGGAGGCGAUUGAUCGUGCUGAGGUGGAGAGAGGGAAGUCGAGAGGAAAGGUUCGCGAGAAAUUUGGGCGCGCUGAAGAGAUGUUGAAUGUGCUAUCAUGA
Uncinocarpus reesii 1704 is the source of this 1407-nucleotide messenger RNA. RefSeq lists its product as uncharacterized. Gene Ontology annotation, biological process: ubiquinone biosynthetic process. Gene Ontology annotation, cellular component: mitochondrion. The record is from RefSeq and is a predicted model, not a curated record. NCBI's taxonomy places the organism in Eukaryota, Fungi, Ascomycota, Eurotiomycetes, Onygenales, Onygenaceae. The transcript has 3 exons. The coding region runs from base 1 to 1407 and encodes 468 amino acids.